AGCGCACAGUGUCUGAUCGAAAGUGAGAGUGUUCACAUUGCACUCACCCGCUCGUUGUUGUGCCGUGUCUAGUGGUUCUGUUUUGUUUUUGUUGUUGUCUCCACCCGCAACAAUGUUGAAGGUGCUUACUGGGAACGUCGCUCGAGGGAGCUGCCGGCAGCUGAUCCGACCAUUGAGCGUUUCGGCGGUGCACAGAUCUUCGCAGAAGGAACCCGCCCGAACGGCGCUGUACGAGUUCCACCAGGGCCACGGUGGCAAGCUCGUAGACUUUGCCGGCUAUUGGCUGCCGGUGCAGUACAGCGAUCUGAGCAUCAUCAAGUCCCAUCUGUACACCCGGGAGUACGGGUCGAUCUUUGAUGUGUCCCACAUGCUGCAGACGUACUUGCGAGGGAAAGACGUCAUCAGCUGCUUCGAGUCGGUUUGUACCGCCGAUGUCAAGGGGCUUCGGAAUGGAACCGGUACGCUGACGGUGUUCACGAAUGGCAAGGGCGGGAUUUUGGACGAUCUGAUCGUGAACCGGGUCUCGGACGAUACGCUGUACGUGGUGUCGAACGCCUCACGUAAGGAAACGGACAUGGGUGUGAUGUCCGAUGCCGUGGCCUCCUUCAAAGCUCAAGGAAAGGACGUUUCCGUCGAGUUCCUGUCCAGCGAAGAUCAGUCUCUGCUGGCCCUGCAAGGCCCCAGCGCUGUCUCCGUGCUGCAGAAGCUGUGCACCAAAGAUCUCUCGCGGUUGUUCUUCAUGAACGGGAUCACCGAUCAGAUUGCCGGAGUGGACAACUGCCGAAUCACGCGCUGUGGCUACACCGGAGAGGACGGCGUAGAGAUCUCCAUCCCUUCCCGACAUGCUCCCGCCAUCGCCAACGCCUUGCUAGACCCAAAAUUCGGCAACCUCAAGCUGGCCGGACUCGGCGCCCGUGACUCCCUCCGCCUGGAAGCCGGUCUCUGCCUGUACGGGAACGACAUCGACGAGAAAACGACCCCCGUCGAGGCGGGUCUGCUCUGGCUGGUCGCGAAACAACGCCGCGCCGAGAACAACUUCCCCGGCUCGGACAAAAUCAACGCCCAGAUCAAGAACGGAGUGACGCGGCGUCGCGUCGGGUUCAAAAUGUCCCCGGGGUCGGCCCCGGCGCGGCACCACGUGGAAGUGUUUGACAACGAGCACCACAAGAUCGGCGAGAUCACCAGCGGCUGUCCGAGUCCGUGCCUGCAGCAGAACAUCGCCAUGGGAUACAUCCGCGAGGAGAGCAAGAAGGUGGGCACGGAAGUGACGCUGAAGGUCCGGGACAAGUUCUACCACAGCCAGGUCUGCAAGAUGCCGUUCGUGCCGACGCACUACUAUCAGGCGCCGAAAUAAAGUGGUCGCUGCGUGGAGAUCGUAAAA
Molecule: messenger RNA, 1381 nt
Organism: Culex pipiens pallens (northern house mosquito)
Lineage: Eukaryota; Metazoa; Arthropoda; Insecta; Diptera; Culicidae
Product: aminomethyltransferase, mitochondrial
Exons: 3
Coding region: 113-1354 (413 amino acids)
Biological process (GO): glycine catabolic process
Cellular component (GO): mitochondrion
Molecular function (GO): protein binding; aminomethyltransferase activity
Source: RefSeq, a predicted model, not a curated record